Messenger RNA from Gastrolobium bilobum, 1299 nucleotides. Its product is annotated as F-box only protein 6-like. NCBI's taxonomy places the organism in Eukaryota, Viridiplantae, Streptophyta, Magnoliopsida, Fabales, Fabaceae. The record is from RefSeq and is a predicted model, not a curated record. Gene Ontology annotation, molecular function: protein binding. The transcript is spliced from 4 exons.
AUGGGGAAUGAAUUUUUUCGUGAUGCGGAUAGGUUUAACAAUUUCUUGCCAUGUGUGAGCUUUGAGAGUUCUUCGGAUCUUUAUUUUCCUUUGUUAAUACUAGCUAGAAAGUCUGGAAUAAGUUUCAGGAUGAUGGAGCCUCCAUGUGCUAAGAAGUCUCGAGGAGAUAGUAGCAGGUCAAAAUCAUCUGGAAAUUAAAGUCCUGAUCUAUGACUGAAAGUUAUGGAACGAAAAAUUUGGAAAGAUUUUCCUGAAGAUCUAUUAGAAGCUGUGAUUGCACGACUUCCCAUUGCCACAUUUUUCCGCUUCCGCUCUGUAUGCAGGCGAUGGAAUUCCUUGCUGACUUGUAAAAGUUUUUCUCAGCAAUAUUGUGCGCAAGUUCCACAAGCAAACCCAUGGUUUUACACCAUAAGGACUCAUACUCGUGAAGGUGUGAAAUCAGGAGCCAUGUACGACCCUUGUAUUCAAAAAUGGUAUCAUCCCAUUGUACCAACACUGCCCUCAAAGUGUAUUGAUUUAAUAGUGGGUUCUGCUGGGGGUCUAGUUUGCAUCCUUCACAUAGGUCAUAAUCGUCGAAACUUGUAUGUCUGUAACCCACUGACAAAAUCUUUCAAGAAGUUGCCAGCUGCAUCAGUUUAUUCUUGUCAUGCUGUAGGGAUGACACUAAAUGGGAACUCAGAUGGUGCUGGCUACAAGAUCCUAUUGGUGGAUAGCCAUGCAGAAUAUAAAAUUUUUGACUCAGUAAGAAAGUCUUGGAGCUCUCCAAAAGCCAUGCCUGCAGGUAUUGAGAUGCCGUUAUCAGUCAGCUUUAGGUCACAAGCUGUUUCUAUUGACAGCACAUUUUAUUUUAUGCGUCCAAAUGCAGAAGGGAUUGUUUCCUAUGAUAUGGCAACUGGUGUUUGGAAACAGUACACGAUCCCAGCGCCGUUGCAUCUGAGGGAAUACAAAUUGGCAGAGUGUGAUGGCCGGAUUAUGCUUGUGGGGUUGAUCAUAAACAAUGAUGCCACGUGUUGUGUAUGCAUAUGGGAGCUGCAGAUGAUGACGCUUUUGUGGAAGGAAGUUGACAGAAUGCCAGAUGUGUGGUGCUUGGACUUCUAUGGGAAGUACGUUAGAAUGACUUGUAUGGGAAACAGAGGUUUACUCUUGUUGUCCUUGAUGACAACACAAAUGAAUCCAUGGGUUACUUACAACAUAGCAAGUAAGGAAUGGGCCAAGGUUCCUGGGUGUGUGGUGCCACUUGGAGAGAGAUGGCAAUGGUCUGGUACUGUAUUUCAUCCAUCCUUGACUGCAAUGCCUUGA